This is a messenger RNA of Phascolarctos cinereus (koala), 1005 nucleotides long. RefSeq names its product transcription factor A, mitochondrial (gene TFAM). The record is from RefSeq and is a predicted model, not a curated record. NCBI's taxonomy places the organism in Eukaryota, Metazoa, Chordata, Mammalia, Diprotodontia, Phascolarctidae. Gene Ontology annotation, biological process: regulation of transcription by RNA polymerase II.
CCGCCGCCGCCGCCUCUGCGGGCUGAGGGAGGACGGGACCGGGCUGAACCAUGGCGCUGCUGCGGGGAAGUUGGGGGGCGUUGAGGGUACUGGGCCGGCCCGCCGCCUUCUGGGCCCCCGCCGCCGCCGCCGACCGCGGGCUGCUGGAGCCGCCCCCGCCGAGCAGUUCUAUCUGUGGAUUGGAAUGGUUUAUGAAAGACUGUACUUUAUCUAAUGCUCCAAAGAAACCUUGGUCUUCAUACAUUCGUUUUUCAAUGGACUUUCGACCCAUACUCAAAGAACAAAAUCCAGAUUUGAAAAGCACCGAGAUAGUCAAGAAGCUUGCUGAAGCUUGGAGGGAGCUUCCAGAGUCACAGAAGAAAGUAUAUAAAGAAGCUACUGAGGCAGCUUUUAAAAUAUACAGAGAAGAGGCCUUGAAAUAUAAAUCAGAGCUCGAUCAUAAUCAGAAAAAAGUUUUGAAAGAAGAGAGCCGUCGAAAGAAGGCUAGAAAGGAAUUAAUAAAGAAAAAAAGAGAAUUAACCAUCUUUGGAAAGCCCAAAAAACCUCGCUCAGGUUAUAACAUUUUUAUUUCUGAACACUUUAAGGAAGCGAAAGGAUCUUCAGCACAGCAAAUGAUGAAGGUUUUAAAUGAAGAGUGGAAAACUCUGUCAUCAUCUCGGAAGCAGGUAUAUCAACAACUUGCCGAAGAUGAUAAAAUUCGUUAUGAAAAUGAAAUUAAAUCGUGGGAAGAAAAAAUGCUUGAAAUUGGACGAGAUGAUCUUUUACGUUUUAGGAAGCUAAAAGCCAAAAUUGGAAAACACCUUGAGGACAUCUAUUGAUGUUUGCUUCUUCAUAGUGAAUAUGAUAAAUAUUCACGAACCAAUCAGGUCUCUCUCUACGCAGGACUAUGACAGACUUUCUAAGAAUGAUGUUGGUGAACAUUUUAUAUUAAUCUCUCUCUCUUUUUUUUUUUUUGGUUAGGCAGUGGGGUUAAGUGACUUGCCCAGGACCACACAGCUAGUAAGU